GGCUAAUAUUACUUUAGAACCCAUUUGGUAUAUGGUAGUUUCUAUCCACUGAUCACUCCCAAUUUAAUUAACUUUUGGUUUUCUUAUGUCGACGCUAGGAUUUUGGUAUGAAAGCAUGGUUAGUUCAUAUAUUCAUGCGGAAUGGAGAAAAAGAUAUCUUGGAUUAAAUAUACAUCUUUUUAAACCCAACAUCUAUUCUUCGAAACUUAAGAUUCCAAGGAAGAGGAUCUAUGUUGCAGAGACUUAUGGUUUCAAAUGUAUUGGCGUGAAUUGGAAGCAAAAAAGAACUUAUGUUGGUCUCAAAUGUAUUGGCGUGACUUGAACUCGAGAGGGUGUUCCAUUUAAAGGCGUGUUUGGUUUAGUUUAUGAUGCAAGGGUUCUACUUUGCCUAAUCAUGCAAGGGUUUCCUUUAAAACCAAAAAAAAAUUCCAAGAAAAAGGAUUAUUGGUCUCAUGUUCCUCCAUCGACUUAGACAAAGUAAGUGUUACUCUAAUGAUUUACAUAACUUCUUAGAGAUAUAUCUAUAUACGUUAAGGUCCAGAUAUUUUCUUUACACCAUUGUCUUUUGGUUAUUCUACAUGUAGAAUAUGUGCUAAUAGAUAUGUGAAUUAUCAGCAAGCUGACAUCAUAAAAUUUCCAGACUUCUCGCCAAACUGUUACUAUCCCAUGUAUCAUUGAGAACAAUAUUCCCUUAAAUACUAUAUCAAGUGAAGAAAACUCGAGGACAACGAAUGUCGAUUGUGAGAUUGUUUUCACAAUAAGAAAAACAGAGCAAUCAUGGAGUCCAUGAACUCAAACAAGCCCACUGCAGGAAAUAAAAACAAAUGCGCCUGUCUUGACAACUAAAAACACCCUAUUUGUGUCCAGGUUUUCAUGGGUGUUCCUUUCGUUGUGUUUUCAUAUUUCCAACCAAUUGAUUUAUAUUCCUAAAUUCCACAACUACCCAUAUAUCGUUACGAAGAGUGACUAAUUUCUCUCCAACAUUUCUGUCUUUCAUAUGCAUGCCUCUGGGAGUUGACAUGUCUAAAUUCUUCAUUAAAGGUACAUGCAUGUCUAAUGUCUUCUCUUCUCAUGUCAUUUACUUUUUAAAACAGUAGACAAAAUAUAUGGUUCAUGGUUAGGGAAUUGACUUUGCACUCACACAAUGUACUGAGGUAAAAUUAAAGGAAAGGGAAAGAAAAUAAAAUAUUUGAGUUUUAGUUAAUUAAGCAUCAAUAAGGCCACCUUCUAUCUUCAUUUUCUACUCACCAGUGUAAUAGUUGUUUUCUGCUAUGACUCUGAAACGUUUGUCUAAUUGUGAUCCUUCUUUUAAUAUUAAGCCCUUUCUUCAUUAAAUCUUUUUUGUUGAUCUCAAAUUAUGUACAUGUCUUUAGUCUCUGUUUUGUUUGCAGGUUUGAGUCAAAUUGUCGGAUGAACAAAAUUCACAUUUAGAUGUUAUUCGAGAUCAUGGAAGUGAUAAUAGGAAUUCUUUUGGAGAAGGAUAUGAUUAACUAUACCAAAUCGAGAAGUUAUAUAAUGGAAUUCAACGAGAAACACAACUAUAAUAACCCCAACAAAAGAUGGUUAAGUCAUUCACAUUUAUUCGAGGAUAUGGGCAACAUUACAAUGAUUUAGUAACACUUAUAAACUCAAAGUUAAUUGUCAUUUCUCUGCUUGAGUUGAAAAAGCAUUAGAAAUUGAUAAGAUUUAUCAAAACAUUGUGGAAAAUAGCUCUUUAAUUUGAACUCAUGUCUUAUCUCAUAUAGAAAACUAGAGUUGGUAGUACAAAAAUUAGAACAUAAGUCCCACGCGUAGCGUGGGAUAGCCCCUAGUAUGAUAUAAAACAGUGAAAUGUGUUUAUGACCAUUCAUUGGGUUAAACACGCUAAAGAUGGAAAUGGAUAUUUUCUUAGUUAAUCACGUCGGUUAUCAUAAUUAUUUAUUUACGGAAAGCAUAGAAACCCAAACGCUCCCCAACAAACCUAUCAAACAACAUGGAGACUCCUAACCCUGUCAACUGGUCGAAACUCCCUCUCGAUAUCCUCAGAUCUGUGUUUUAACUUUUGAACUUUGUGGAUUUCCACCGAGCUAAGAUGGUUUGUUCCAACUGGUAUUCAGUUUCGAAACAAACAGUUCCCCGGAAAAGCGGAUGUCCAUGGCUAAUGCUUUUUCCAGAUGAAGGUGAUUACGUGCUGCACAACCCACACGAAGACAUGGUUUACAGGAGAAGAGGGAUAGACUGUUCAGGGAGUCGAUUCCUGGCAAGCUGCGGUAAAUGGUUGUUGAUGCUAGAUUCUCGAUCCAGAUUAUAUAUUAUACAUGUGUUUAGUGGGAAUAGGAUUGAUCUUUCUCCAUUAGAGUCGGUUUUAUCGAACGACUCUGCUCUGAAGCGUAUGGUAGAUAGAGAUAAGGAGUUUGAAUUUGAAUCUACUGAUGGCUCUUAUUACUCAUUAUUAUACGCGGAUGAAAUCAAGGGACGUUUGUGGGUAGACGAGGAGUCGAAAGAGGUGGCUUUAGUGUGGUACUUUGACGCCCCUGCUUGUUUUGUAUGCCUUUACAAGAAAGGGAAUGCUCAUUACGAUCUCAUUCCAAUUACCUAUGGAGUUCCCAGGAAGUUAACUGGCCUAUGUGGUCUGGUUCUUUGGGGUUACCGUCUAUACAUCUUAACAACUCGUAGAGUCGUUAGAGUCAUAGAUUUUUCUGGGCAGCAAGGUUUCGAAGAACUCACCCGGAGUUACACAUCCCCAACGUUUUCUCAUCUUGGAUAUAAUUGUUAUUCUAGCCUGGUGGUUACAACAGCAGGAGAGUUUUUGUUGGUCACAAUCACAACCUCUGAAAGUAGCGAAAGAGCCUUCCGCAUCUACUACAAGGAUCCUAAUGCUGAGCCAGAGACCAAAUGCCCGAUCUCGUUGAGUUAGAAUCUCUUGGUGAUGAGGCCCUGCUUCUCGACUUGGGUAUCACUGUGCCUGCUAACCAUACCCUUGGUAUCAAACCAAACUCUAUUUAUUUCACUCGUCAGGACCCUAUUUCUUCCAAGACCAACUGGAACCAAACCGCCCAUGUCGUGCCCCCUUCUGAGGUGGACAUCUGUGUGUUCAAUCUUUCAACCAAGACCCUUGAACCCUUCCCUGCUCCCUCCAACAUGAGUCUCAAGAAUGCUCGAUGGAUUUUCUCCAUGACUUGAUUCCAAAUUCCCAGACUCUUUUGCCUCUCUUUUAUUUUUUUGUCUUUCUCUAGUACCCU
Arabidopsis lyrata subsp. lyrata is the source of this 3221-nucleotide messenger RNA. RefSeq names its product F-box protein At2g14500. The record is from RefSeq and is a predicted model, not a curated record. Bases 2072 to 2896 code for a protein of 274 amino acids. The transcript has 2 exons. Lineage: Eukaryota; Viridiplantae; Streptophyta; Magnoliopsida; Brassicales; Brassicaceae.